Parnassius mnemosyne (clouded apollo) is the source of this 1524-nucleotide messenger RNA. The record is from the annotation of a GenBank genome assembly. NCBI's taxonomy places the organism in Eukaryota, Metazoa, Arthropoda, Insecta, Lepidoptera, Papilionidae.
AUGGAAUACAAAUUAUUAAUUUUAAUUAUAGCAUUUGCUACAGUAAAAAUAAACCUUACAGAAAGUAGACAAAAUGAUAAAAGAAGAUGGAAGAGUGAUAAAAGUUUAUACUCACAUUACGUAAAUAUUUGUGAUAUACAAGACAGAAUAUCGAAAGUUCAUUGCUACUGUGAAAAUAUUAAGAUUAAAACUGCGACGAAAGCUGACUGUUGGGUGUUUAAUGGUGGAAUUGCUGAAGACGAUCCGUUCUGGUCUAAUUUUUAUUCGCAACCCAUGAUUGAAAAAUUAAGUUUCAAUGUAAGAGCCGAUGGUGGCUUGACAUAUAUACCGGCAAAAAUUAUAGUCAGAUUGGAACGUUUGCUAAUUUUAAACAUACAGUAUGCUAACAUUUACAGUAUACCAUCGUUCGCAUUCACAAAUUCAACAUCGCUGCGUGAAAUAAUGCUACCCAAGAACAAAAUAGUGAAACUAGAUAAAAUGUCAUUUGCUCACCUUAUAAUGCUCUCAAAUGUCAGUUUGAUAGAUAAUCAAAUAUCAGAACUACAAAGAGACGUUUUUUACGACCUUCCUAAUCUGCAACGGUUAUUUUUAUCAAAAAAUAAAAUAGAAGUUCUUCAUGACGGAUGUUUUAAGCACUUGAAUAAUCUUAUUAAGCUUGAUCUUAGUAGCAAUGUACUAGCAGUUAUUGUUCGAGAAAACUUUCAAGGAUUAUCUAACUUAAUUAGUUUGGAUAUGAGAAACAACAAAUUGAUGAUGAUAGGCGACUUAGCAUUUACCGAACUUUGGAGCCUUCAAGAGCUCUAUCUUGACAGCAAUGAAAUAGAAUUUAUUUCAGAAAGAGGAUUUGGUGGACUGACUCAGUUGCGAAAACUUUCAAUAGCUGACAAUAACUUGGGAGUUAUAGAUAACAAUGUUUUCGGAGAUGUGAAGAAGUUGAAUGUUUUAGAUUUAAGAAACAAUGAACUGGAAACCUUAAAAGAGGAAGUUGUGCAAAAUGUCAUUGAAAACUUUAAGACAAAUUAUGCUUUGAUUGCCCUUGCUGGUAACAAAUUGAAUUGUGAUUGUAGUUUAUCUUGGCUACACAAACUAAGUAAUGAAACCCGAAGUAGACGCGUCAAAACUGCUCUUGCUCGACUUAGUUGCAUCAGUGAUAUUAAAUUACCUAAUACAAAUUAUUCUAAAGCUGAGAAAAUGAUGGAUUCAUCCCACACAUUAAAUUCAAUGGCAUAUAAAAAAACCUUCGAAAAAAUGUAUGAAGAUGGGGAAGGUAAUAUUGAAGAUGAUCCUGUUUACGAAGACACGUUGCAAGACCAAGAAUCUGAAUUACCAAGUAAUAAAAUAGAAUACCGGAGAAAAUUAUUGCACAUACCAGCAGAAAUGUUGCCAUGUCCGAGCAAGUACAGUUUCGAAGCAUCCUUUUCUCCACCAACACAAGACGAAGUAAAGUAUUAUAAGUCAUCUUCAAGUAAGGUGGUAACAGCUUCAUUAUCAUAUAUGAUGAUAAUUCUUUUUAAUAUGACGUAG